ACUUCUUCAUUCAACUCAACGUCUCAACCCUCUUUUCCUUCCUCUCUUAAACCCUAAACCCUAACCUUCAUUUUCGUUAUUCCCAUUUCGCCUUCUUUAGGUGUAACAAAGCAAAAACGAGGAGAGAGAAAAAAAACCCCCCCAAAAAAACCCCACCACCACAUUUCCCAUCUUCAUAUUCUCACAGAUCUACUCAUUUUCUCUCUCCUCCUUCAACCAUGGCCGCCGUUCUUCGCCGAUGUCUCCGCAGUGAGCAGUUUCGCUCUCUUUCUCCCUACAAAUCGUUGGUUGGAAAUGCCAAUCCAUCACUGGCAAGUCCAUUUAUGGCGCACAAAUUGGCGAACUUGGUGAGACCUUUCAGUGCAAGACCUGUUGGAAAUGAUGUCAUCGGUAUUGAUUUGGGUACUACUAAUUCUUGUGUCUCUGUCAUGGAGGGAAAGACUGCCAAAGUGAUUGAAAAUGCUGAAGGUGCCCGUACUACACCAUCAGUUGUUGCCUUUAGCCCGAAGGGUGAGCUGCUUGUUGGUACCCCUGCUAAGCGCCAAGCUGUAACUAACCCAACAAACACUCUCUCUGGAACCAAGCGGUUGAUUGGGAGACGUUUUGAUGAUGCCCAAACACAGAAGGAGAUGAAGAUGGUUCCAUACAAGAUUGUCAGGGCUCCUAAUGGAGACGCCUGGGUCGAAGCUAAUGGCCAACAAUAUUCUCCUAGCCAAGUUGGAGCCUUUGUCUUGACCAAGAUGAAGGAAACUGCAGAGGCUUACCUUGGGAAAACAGUUACCAAAGCUGUGGUCACAGUCCCCGCUUACUUCAAUGAUGCACAGAGACAAGCAACAAAAGAUGCUGGGCGCAUUGCAGGACUAGAUGUCCAGAGGAUUAUUAAUGAACCAACUGCUGCUGCUCUUUCUUAUGGGUUGACCAACAAGGAGGGUCUCAUUGCAGUUUUUGAUCUUGGUGGUGGAACAUUUGAUGUCUCUAUCCUUGAAAUCUCCAAUGGUGUUUUUGAGGUAAAAGCUACAAAUGGUGAUACAUUUUUGGGAGGAGAAGACUUUGACAACACUCUAUUGGAGUUCUUGGUGGCUGAGUUUAAGAAAACUGACGGCAUUGAUUUGAGUGGUGAUCGCCUUGCCCUGCAAAGACUCCGUGAAGCAGCUGAGAAGGCGAAGAUAGAGCUUUCUUCAACAUCUCAAACAGACAUUAGCCUCCCCUUUAUCAGUGCAGAUUCUUCUGGAGCCAAGCACUUGAACAUCACACUCUCAAGGUCAAAGUUCGAGUCUCUUGUAGGGAAUCUGAUUGAAAGAACCCGUUCCCCAUGCAAAAACUGUUUGAAGGAUGCCGGUGUUUCGAUCAAAGAAGUCGAUGAAGUUCUUCUUGUUGGUGGUAUGACUCGUGUACCUAAAGUGCAAGAGGUAGUACAGGAGAUCUUUGGCAAGACUCCAAGCAAAGGAGUUAACCCAGAUGAGGCUGUUGCUAUGGGUGCUGCCAUCCAGGGUGGUAUAUUGCGCGGUGAUGUCAAGGAGUUGCUUCUUUUGGAUGUCACUCCCCUUUCUCUUGGUAUAGAAACAUUGGGGGGUGUUUUCACCAGAUUGAUCAACAGGAAUACAACCAUUCCCACGAAGAAGAGCCAGGUGUUCUCAACAGCAGCCGACAACCAAACACAGGUUGGUAUUAAGGUACUACAAGGUGAACGUGAAAUGGCAACCGACAACAAGAUGUUAGGAGAGUUUGAACUCCAAGGAAUUCCACCUGCACCACGAGGCCUUCCUCAAAUUGAGGUGACAUUCGAUAUUGAUGCCAAUGGCAUUGUUACCGUCUCUGCCAAGGACAAAUCUACCAAUAAAGAGCAGCAAAUUACCAUCAAGUCCUCUGGUGGGCUCUCAGAAGAUGAGAUAGACAAGAUGGUGAAGGAAGCUGAACUACAUGCUCAGAAGGAUCAAGAGAGGAAAUCUCUCAUUGAUGCCAGAAAUACAGCAGAUACAACCAUCUAUAGCAUAGAAAAGAGUCUGGGUGAAUAUAGGGAGAAGAUACCAGCUGAGGUUUCCAAGGAAAUUGAAGAUGCCGUUGCUGACUUGAGAAGUGCCAUGCAGAAUGAUAACAUCGAUGAUAUUAAAGCAAAAACAGAUGCUGCUAACAAGGCCGUGUCAAAGAUUGGACAACAUAUGUCCGGCGGCUCAGGUGGUGCUGCAGGUGGUGAUUCCUCAUCAGGCAGUGGUGAGCAGACCCCAGAAGCAGAGUAUGAAGAAGCUAAGAAGUAGAUGUGUCAGAUUUGAUGUUGGAAAUUUCCGGUGCAAAUUGUCUAUUUUAAACAUUAGCUCAUAGCUUUUGACUAGAAUAUAAAUUUCUCUCAAAUUUUGUUUUGGCUGUUGGGAUUCUUGUGGUUUUCCCGCUCGAAUUCUGAAAGAUGUCAUUAGUGUAUCAUCUUAAGGCUCUGUGGAAUUGACAGAAAACUAGGUAUAUUUGGUGAGGAAGUAUUGGAGAAAAUAAUUUUGUUCUUUA
Molecule: messenger RNA, 2496 nt
Organism: Beta vulgaris subsp. vulgaris (sugar beet)
Lineage: Eukaryota; Viridiplantae; Streptophyta; Magnoliopsida; Caryophyllales; Amaranthaceae
Product: heat shock 70 kDa protein, mitochondrial
Exons: 6
Coding region: 219-2255 (678 amino acids)
Biological process (GO): protein refolding; cellular response to unfolded protein
Cellular component (GO): cytoplasm; mitochondrion
Molecular function (GO): ATP-dependent protein folding chaperone; misfolded protein binding; heat shock protein binding
Source: RefSeq, a predicted model, not a curated record